AUGGAAGGGAGACAAUAUUAUGCUCUAAGAGAAAACGUAGACGCGAACAGAACAGCCAUGGGAGGACCUCACUCGCCGUGGCAUUCACCGGUUCCUUACCUCUUCGGUGGUUUAGCUGCGAUGCUUGCUCUUAUCGCCUUUGCUCUUCUGAUCCUCGCUUGCUCUUAUUGGCGCCUCUCUGGUUACCUCGACGGUGAGGAGAACCGGAGUAGAGACGGAGAUCUUGAAGCCGGAGAUGCCAAAGCUGAGAAGCCGGUGAAAGCUGUAGCUCUGCCGGAGAAGUUCUUGGUGAUUAUGGCCGGAGACGUGAAUCCCACUUACUUGGCAACGCCGGUGGAGAAAACCUGUACUUGUGACGACGAUGAUGAUGAUGAGAACGUGGAGGGUAAUGAUCAGGUGGUGCGGCGGAGUAGUGAAAGUAACGGUGCGACACAUUGAGAAACAGAGGAGUAUGUGAAGGGACAAGAAGAGGAUCGUCUACUUUGGACAGUUUUGAAGAACUUGUUUAGAUCUGAUCCAGUUUCUUCUGGUAACCGGGUCGGGUUAGAGUUCUACAUGAUGAGUCUGACCCUUACGAUUGUUAAGAAUUACUAAACAAACGAAUGGAAUUGGGUUGUUAUUUAAUCUGUUUUGCAUCAUUAAAUCCGGGAAAAUGUAAAUUUAUGAGACUUUGAAUGGAA
This is a messenger RNA of Eruca vesicaria subsp. sativa (arugula), 680 nucleotides long. Lineage: Eukaryota; Viridiplantae; Streptophyta; Magnoliopsida; Brassicales; Brassicaceae. The record is from the annotation of a GenBank genome assembly.